Molecule: messenger RNA, 546 nt
Organism: Linum tenue
Lineage: Eukaryota; Viridiplantae; Streptophyta; Magnoliopsida; Malpighiales; Linaceae
Source: the annotation of a GenBank genome assembly
AUCUUCUUUUGCAGUCGAUUAGUAGUAUGAAUUAGAUGGUGCUUCUCUUUCAAUUGAGUCUGGAUUCAAGAAGCGAUUGACUGGUGAGGAUGCUUUGACGCAGGCAUUGGCCACCAUGACUAACUUAUAGCAGUGACUAUGUUACUGGAGAAAUACUCAACAUCUUGAUCAAGCUGUGACAAGUAAUCCUUCAGAGAUGAUAGUCAUUUGUGCAUAAUCUGAAAGGAGUUCCUUUCUUUCACCAAUAGUGGUAUGCGGGGAAGCCUCACACAACUGUUAUCAGUUCAGACUCUAAAGCGAGGAUCCUGCUUAGAAGGUCAAAAUCUAGAGGCGUGGACAGGUCACAACACUUCCAAAGAGAUUUCAAUCUUCAUGCUGAGGUUUAGCUUACUCAGUUUGGGUGCUUACCUUCUAAACAACACAUUUUGAAAGUCUUCACCCACUGGUUCCAGCUUAAUCCUUUUUUUACAAGAUAAGCAAUACAAGUUUGGGUUUCAGCAAAGAAGGAAACCAUAACAGACAAAUCAUGUUAUUGGGAUCGAGGUG